Messenger RNA from Hirsutella rhossiliensis, 3288 nucleotides. RefSeq names its product lipase (class 3) domain-containing protein. The record is from RefSeq and is a predicted model, not a curated record. The transcript is spliced from 2 exons. Lineage: Eukaryota; Fungi; Ascomycota; Sordariomycetes; Hypocreales; Ophiocordycipitaceae. Bases 1 to 3288 code for a protein of 1095 amino acids. Gene Ontology annotation, biological process: lipid metabolic process.
AUGGCCCGGGACGACAUCAUAGCAGCCGCCGCCUCCUUGGCCUCUCCGCACCCGGGCCCGACGCUCCUCCCGGGGCCCGUUGCCCACGUCGUCAGCCUGGCCACGCGAUCCACGAGCCUGGCCAUCCGCGUCGGCUCCUUGGUCAGCUCCUACGGCCUCGAUGCCGCCCGCUUCACCACCCUCUCCAGCCUCGAGCUGGCCCGCGGCAUGGUCGAGGUCGUCCUCAGCCGCGCCGCCAGAGACACCCUGGCCCAGUCAAACUCAGACCUCGCCGCCGCCGACGCAGAGACCAUCCUGGAGCGCAGCCUCGAGAGUCUUCACUACGCCGUAUCCCAGGUCGUCUUCUGGACCUCGGCUAGCUUCCGCCUCACCGGCACCACCCUCACCGCCGCCUCCGAGGCCUCCCAGCUCGUCCUCUCCUCCUUUGACCAGCUCUUUGGCUCCACCGACUCCUCCAGGGCCGUCGCCAGCAUCGUCACCCUCAUCCGCCGUGAGUUCAAUAACCCGGCCACCGGCGUCCGCGGCGAAAAGGUCGGCGUCCUCGACCUCGUCCUCGCCCUUGGCGCCUUGGCCUACCUCCAGCGCUCAUGUCGAAGAACCUCGGCCGAGGAGCACCGACGCCGAUCCUAUGAGGAGACAAUAUGGGAUGUCGUCGUCCUGAGCGAUGGCCAACGUGUCGAUAUCGAACAAGGCAAGUUGACUGGCACCCAGCCUACAUCCUCGAGCCUGGCUGCGCAAGCAUACGACAACGACGAAGUGAUCCUCGCGCGCCUGAAGAACCAAAUCAUAAACUCGAUGCCUCCGGGCACGUCCGUCGCCAUCUCCGACACGGUUUCCUCGGUCCAGACCAUUACCGUCGACGUCCAGGGGUCCCAGCUUCCGUCUCUCCCGACGCCUCCUGGAGCAGAGAUCGUUGAGAUGCGGGGGCCGGCGUCUGCUGCGGCCAUCUCUCGUUCUCCGGUAUCUCUUGAGUCGAGCAACGACACGUCGUAUCGCGUUGUUUACAGGAUUGAGCGCGAAAAGAUGCGGUCAACAUCCGUGCGUCGUCAAGAUGAGGCAUCGUGCCCCAUCGUCGUCGAGUUGCCCGACGCAAAGCCACUGCAGUCUCCAAGCCUCGACGCUUCUCCUGUCGGCCCGACUGAGUCGACCUCGGGUUUUGCCUUGGCCAGCCCAGCCAGUGCCGUCGACGCCGACGAGUCUACUGGAGCUCGGCGCCAGGCGCGAAUAGUGCAGCCAUCGCCUGCAGAAAUCGCGGCAAACCAAAAGAAACAAAGAUCGCCCCUCACGGAGCCCAGUUCGCGCGAGAACAUUGGCCGGCCUCGGCCAAGGCUGGAUACUGGCAAGCGCUCGCAUUCGAAAAAGAAGUCGGAGUCCGUCUUGCCGUCGAAGUCUGCCGAGAGGAGAAACGGGCUCAAGCAGGUGCUUAAGGGCAGAGGGCAGUCUCUGUCCAACAUAUGGAGCAAGGAACAACCAUCGUCCGAAGCAAGCCGUGCUUUCUCGAAGCCGAAACCACAGUGGAAGUCUCCGGGCGGCGGCAGCCCGACGGACUCUACCCCCGGCAAGUCCAAGCUCUCCACGGCACGGAAUCCAAGCCAGCCGGCGCAGCGCAGCCCGCCCGCCCGGCGCCCUCUCCAGCCUCCCGAGCUGGAACCCAGGGCUGGCUCUCGCACCAGCUUCUUCUCUAUCCACGAGCACCGCCGGGACUCGGUCGUGUCCCAGGCCGACACCUAUUCGAAGCAUGGCAACGGGGAGCUACGACCUGCCUCGCCUACCAUUGUCCGAACUGACUUUACGACCCAGGAGUCCACGACGCGGCCCAGGAGCGAUGUUUACUCAGCGCAGAUUGGGCCUAUCCCCCCCUCUCCGCAUAAAAGCCAUCGCCUGUCGGCCUCGUAUGCCCCCAGCCUGUACAGUCUGGCGACAAACGACUCCCAAUCGUCGCUCGUCCUGUCCUCGUACUACCAAAAGAGCACCUACAACGGGUCCGAUGCCCUGAGCACCCUGCGCCGCGAAGGCUUCGUCGACGGCACCUUUCCCGCCGGCCCGCUGCUGCCCAACAUUGCCCGGUACAUGCGCUUCUCGUCGGCCUGCUACGGGUCGCAUUUUCUCAAGUUCAUGGGCAUCUCGACGGAGCUGCCGUCACUGGGGGUGUGGGACGGCACGCACCACGACGUUCGGCACUUUGUCCAUCACACAGAAUCCGAGGCAGGCAACAUCCUGUUGGCAUCCUUUGUGGAUCCGCAGGGCGGCGCCGACGCCACCGGCUCGACCGGGACCGGCGUGCCCCUGGUGCACUACAUCUCGCUCGAUCACGCGGCCAAGGCCGUGGUGCUGGCGUGCCGGGGGACUCUGGGGUUCGAGGACGUCAUGGCCGACAUGACGUGCGAGUACGACGACUUGACUUGGCGGGGCCGGCGCUACAGAGUGCACAAGGGCAUGCACGCGUCGGCGAGGCGGCUCCUCUACGGAGGCGACGGCCGGGUCCUCGUCACCAUCAAGGAGGCGCUGCGGGAGUUUCCCGACUACGGCCUGGUGCUGUGCGGCCAUUCGCUGGGCGCCGGCGUCACGUCGUUGCUGGGCGUGAUGCUUGCGCAGCCGAAUCCCGACGGCCCCGGCUUCGUCAUUUCCGCCGAGUCCCAUGCGAAGCUCUUGACGCAGGGCACCUGCAUCCACGAGGCCAUCGGAGAUCUGCGGUUGCCCUCUGGGCGGCGCAUACAUGUGUAUGCCUACGGCCCGCCGGGCGUCAUGUCGGCGUCGCUCGGCAAGAUCACGCGGGGCCUCAUCACCAGCGUGGUGCACGGCAACGACCUCGUCCCCCACCUCUCGCUCGGGCUGCUGCACGACUUCCAGGCGCUCGCGCUCGCCUUCAAGCACGACGAGAACAAGACAAAGGCCGAGAUCCGGCGGCGCAUGUGGCACGUGGUGCAGUCCAACCUGGCCGAAAGAUGGCGCCGCGCCGAGCCGCGCGCCCCCGCCGAGGCCGAUGAGGAGCAGUGGAUCCUCCCGGCGCUGGGCGCACUGCGCGACAGCAUGAAGGGCGCCAAGCUGGUGCCGCCCGGCGAAGUGUUUGCCAUUGAGACGCAGCGCGUGCUGCGCCGCGACGCCUUUGUCCUCGUCGACGACGAGGGGCCCGUCGGACGCCCGGCACAGCGCGUCGUGCUCAAGUACAUUCGCGACGUCGAGGCGCGCUUCGGCGAGGUUCGCUUCGGGACGGGCUUGCUGAUGGACCAUAGCCCGGCCAAGUACGAGGACGCGCUCAACAUGCUGCGACUAGGCGUCGUGGACUAA